CAUUCGAUGUUUUUUUCAUGGCAACAACAACAUUUGAUGAUUUUCAUGUGAUCAUCAAUUUUUUUUUGGCAAACAUAGAUUCUUGCUUUGCAUAUUUCACCAACAAGAAUCAUCAAUGUUUGUGUGUUGUAAUGAAUUCGUCACCCAAAUUUCAUUCAAACACUGUCGACAUCCAUAAUUUCUGAGUGUCUGACCUCGAUUAUCGUCGUCGUAAUAAUCAUGAUUUAGAAUUUUGCGUUUGUGUUCAAGUCAAUAUUUGUUUAAUCAAUUUUUUUCAUCAAAAAAAGAAAAACCGCAAACCAAAAAAAAAUGUUAUGGUAUUGUGGAUUCGAUGCAUUUCUUCAAUUUCGUCAAAAACCUGAACAAGGUAUUUUUCUUCAUUCAUUGGGCGAUCUUAUCCUAGAUGAUCAUGAUAAAAUAAUUCAAGCAUUUAUUGGUUGGUGUUCGCUGUUUCUACAAACAGCCAAAGGGCAGAUUAUAUUUCUUGGUUAUUCAAAACAAAAACGUCAAAAUAGUAUGACUGUUUGUUCAAAAGUACCAAAAUAUAUUAUACAAAUUGAAUGUGGUUCAAAGGAAACAUUCCUGGUUACAUUAGAUUCAAAAAUCUAUAAAUGGUCUGGAUUCAAUUUCGAAAAAACAUUACCCGAAUUAAUCGAUUUUAACGAAAAUACCAACAACGUUGACAGUGCGAAUGAUCAAUCAUCAAAUAAUCAUCAAGAUGAUAAACAGGAAAAAAAUAUCAACGUCGAACAAGUUUGUAUUGGUGCCGAAUAUUCAUGUUUGAUAACCGAUCAACAUAAAGCUUAUUUAUUCGAUUCAACGGAGUUACGUUUGAUUAAACCGAUUAGCCGGGAAAAUGAUCAAAUCAUUUCGAUUAGUGCUGGACAAGAACAUAUACUUUUACUUACCGAUGAUGGUAUUGUUUUAAGUUAUGGUAAUGGUAGUCGUGGUCAAUUAGGACAUGGAUCAAUUUCGAAUGUUGUUGAUGAUAAGGCUGAAAUCGUGGAAGCAUUGGAAGGAAUUCGUUUCAAAGCUAUUGUAGCUGGUGGUUGGCAUUCACUGGCAUUAUCGGAAAUUGGUGAUGUUUAUGUUUGGGGUUGGAAUGAAAGUGGUCAAUUAGGUUUUGACCGUUCGAUGAUCAAAAUCGAAACCAUACCAAAACUGUUGGACAUAUCAGAAGAUGAUCAUUUUAUUGCCAUUGCAGCUGGUUCACGUCAUUCAAUGGCUGUUUCCGAAAAUGGCCUAUUAUUUGGUUGGGGUUGGAAUAAAUAUGGCCAAUUAGGAAUCGAUUCAACACGAAUUGAAUUUAUUGAUACACCAACGGUUAUACCAUUCGAUCAUCGUGUAUCGAAUGUCAAUUGUAAAUUCUGGUCUAGUCUAAUUGAAACGGAAAAUGAUUCUACACCCACAGAUGAUAAUGAUGAAAAAAAUGUAUCAUAAUUUUUUUAAUGAAAUUUUAUUAAUAAAAAAAUCAAUCAAUUUUUGGAUCAAUCAAUUU
This is a messenger RNA of Dermatophagoides pteronyssinus (European house dust mite), 1498 nucleotides long. RefSeq names its product E3 ISG15--protein ligase HERC5-like. NCBI's taxonomy places the organism in Eukaryota, Metazoa, Arthropoda, Arachnida, Sarcoptiformes, Pyroglyphidae. The record is from RefSeq and is a predicted model, not a curated record.